GCAAUCGUUAUGGCAAGCCUGUAUCUAUAUGUGUAUGUGGUGAUUUUUCUCACGAUGCCACUAGUAAUUCCAAAACGAUCUCGCAGCGAUGCAGAAGGCUUAGCCGAGGCUCAGCAACAAAAUGCCGUUGAAGAAUACACCGACGAUAAUGUACCAAACUGUCACAAUGUAGACAUACGGAACAAUCUCGCCCGAUUGCGCAGGAUCGAAAAUUGCACCGUGAUUACGGGCUACUUGCAGCUAGUUCUGAUCGAACGAGUUUCGCACCAGGAGUUUCAGAAGUAUAAUCUAACUCAAUUGAGAGAAGUGACUGGAUACGUGAUGUUCUUUCACGUGUACAACCUCGUCUCGCUACGGGAACUGUUUCCGAAUCUGAUGGUAAUUCGUGGCAGGACGGUGUUCUUCAAUUACGCGCUGAUUUUCUACGAUAUGCCACAUCUGACUGAGAUUGGCUUGAAGAACCUACUCGCCAUCGAAGAUGGGUUCGUUAACGCACAACACUGCCCUAGACUGUGCUACACCGAUACGAUAGACUGGCCGAGCAUCACGCGCAGAUCCAACCGUUCGCUCGAUCUGAACCGAUUUGACAAGCCGGAGAAGUUGGUGGAGUGCAACAACAACAGGACGGAUUUAUGCCUCGGGUGUCCCAGGCCAUACUGCUGGAGCAGAGUAGCUUGCCAACGGUUUCACACCGGUUACGAUUUUACAGGUACCAUCAAAUGUCACGAACAAUGUCUCGGUGGCUGCGUCAAUCGAAAGGAUACCGGUUGCCGUGUUUGUCGUGGUUUUAAAGAAGGCAAACGCUGCGUUGAGAAGUGUUCUGAAGGAAAAGUAUUGUAUGAUGAAACGCUGCGAUGUAUAAGCAAACCAACUUGUAUCAAUCGCGGAGGUUUGCUGUACGAGGGUUCAUGCCUGAAGGAGUGUCCUGCUGGAUACAGUGCGACCGACGUAGAAGAACUUGACGCCGAUUUUUCCAACCAUACUUGCUAUGAGUGUCACGAGCAGUGUCCAAAAAUUUGCGAAGGCUCUCAAAUUAUGUAUUUGCUUGAUGCCGAACGAUUGCAAGGAUGUAAGAUCAUAAACGGAACGCUACAAAUACGGAUGAAUGAGGAUAAUCCGCACCUAGUUGAAGAGCUGAAAAAGUCGCUGGGAAGCAUAGAGGAAAUUAUGGGAUAUUUGAAGGUGUAUCGCUCGAACACAUUACCCUCGUUGGAAUUCCUGGAAGGUUUAAAAACCAUUCAUGGGCAGUUGGAAUUGGGACAUGGCAACUAUUCGCUCAUGGUGUACGAAAAUAUGAACCUCCAAAAAUUGUGGAACUACGAGAACUUUGGGCCACUAAAAUUAAUUGCCGGAAGUAUGUAUUUUGUAUACAACCCCUUACUCUGCGUCUCGCAGAUAGAAUUAUUGAAGAAUUUCACGAAAUACAACAACACGAAUGAUUUAAUUAACGUUGAUUCCAAUGGAUUUAUGCAGUCAUGCAACGUCGAACAUAUUAGAGUGAAAGCUGAAGUACUAUCCAGUAGGAACGUGACGAUAUAUUGGACUAGAUUCGAGAAGGCUGUCAGUCAGACGCUGUUGGGUUACAUAAUUUUCUUCACCCCAUCGGAUAAACCAAGAUCCCCCUAUGAUGGACGAGAUGUUUGCUCCGAGUAUAGUUGGCAGUCAAAGUUGGUUCAGAUGAAGGAUAUAUCAACGCAUAAAGAAUUCCUCUCACACGACUUGACCGGCUUGAAGCCUUUGACCAAGUAUGCAUAUUACGUCAAAACCUACCUGACAGACAACGUUCACAACGUGACGCAAAGAAAGAUCGGUCAAUCGUAUGUGGAAUAUUUCGUCACAAAGAUCGCAAGACCUACCCAACCGUUGAAGGUAUUCACCACACAGAAAACGGAUAGCUCAAUAACUUUCUCUUGGAAAAUACUCAAAUCGGAAUUCAACCUAGUGAAGAGCUAUCGUGUUGAAGUUUUCAUUCAACCGGAUGAUCAAAAACUGCUAGAUCAGCGCAACUACUGCCUCCAUCCACGAGAAGCAUAUAAGGAACCGGAAAUGGUUGAAGAAUGUACCGCGGAAAUGUGUUGCUCUGAUGAUAGCAUUUUCCUGGACGUUCCGGAAUUUUCCGAUCCUGACAACGAUUUCUAUUCACGAAAGAAACGAUCCAUAUCACAUGAGAAUAUUGCUGAAGUACAAUUUUCGAGCGAUUUCCACACUAAAAUGUACAAUACUUUUUUAAACACACCGCAAGACACUGCUGACUCCAGUACUAAAAGCCAUCAUCGUGCGAAACGGGAAACCGUGAAUUUUAAAAAUCGCAUUUAUUUGCAUGAAUUCUCUGAUGUAACACAAUUUACCGUUACAGACCUAUGGCCGUACCACUACUACACUUUUCAGCUAUUCGCUUGUAGUUCCAUGAAUAUGAGCUACUGUAGUGCUUAUAGCAUAUAUUCUGAUCGUACAUACCCUUCGCUUAUUCUGCCAACGAUGGAGCUGACUGUAAUCAAACCAAAGACUCAUGAGCAUUUGGAAUCAAACAGCAUUGUCGUAUCAUUUGAGGAACCAAAAGCGGUCAAUGGAGCUGUUGUUGCAUUCAAUGUGGAAAUUUCGGCUCUGAAUAGUAAAGCUCCCUUUACCCGCCGUGCAUGUAUAACUAGACUGGAGCACGAACAAGCGGGCCAGCAAUAUCGUUUCGGAAAUUUAUCGGUGGGAGAGUAUAUGGUUAGAGCUCAGGUCGUGUCACUUGUCGGUGCGGAAACGUUCAGCGAUUGGUACUUUGCCAAAGUGGAAGAACUGCUGGAAGAACAACCGGUGGAUGAUAAUUCGUUGAGGAAUGGUUUCAUUACGUUCGGAGUUCUGUUCAGCCUGGUUCUGGGCAUGAUUGGAUGCUACGUGUUGUAUCACAGGAUGAAAAAGCAUCGCGAUGAUAAGGAGUUGCUGAUAGAAAAUGAUGGCAAUGAAGAUGGGUUUGUAGACUGCGAUCUGCGGUAGCUGCUAAGGUUUACAGCACAGGAGAAUUCUCGAUGGGCAUUUCAAAUGGUCCUAUCUGCUUUGAUCGAUUCUCCUCAUCAACUUUUUCUUUCGUCAAUAACUUAAGCUGAACAUUGCAUUAGGUCCUAAGUAACAUUGACAGAUUCUCUUCGUCGACUUUCUCUUUGUAUUCCCAUGGCCAUGUAAAUAUAUUCUCAGGUAUUUUCGGCACACAGAUCGAUAAAAGAAGUUUUUAUCUAGCAUCUAAUAUGACCAACAAAACAAGAAACAGAUGUGCUCAAGUUAUUAACGAAAGAGAAAGUCAACGAAGAUAUUCGAUCAAUGUUACUUAGGACCUAAUACAAUGUUCAGCUUGAACUCAGCUGCAAAACCUUUCCCUGUUGUAUUUUACGUUUUGGAAUCUAGAUAAGUACAUCUUUUAUCAAACUAUGUGAUAGAAUUAGCGCGAAAUCUGUUUGCAUAGCUGUGGUUAUGAAAAGAGAAAGUCGAUGAAGAGAAUCGAUCAAAGCAGAUAGUACCAUUUGA
Messenger RNA from Ochlerotatus camptorhynchus, 3507 nucleotides. RefSeq names its product insulin receptor. Bases 10 to 2982 code for a protein of 990 amino acids. Gene Ontology annotation, molecular function: protein binding. Lineage: Eukaryota; Metazoa; Arthropoda; Insecta; Diptera; Culicidae. The transcript is spliced from 6 exons. The record is from RefSeq and is a predicted model, not a curated record.